Messenger RNA from Menidia menidia (Atlantic silverside), 711 nucleotides. Lineage: Eukaryota; Metazoa; Chordata; Actinopteri; Atheriniformes; Atherinopsidae. The record is from the annotation of a GenBank genome assembly.
AUGAAGCAUUCAAAUGCUGCGGGCAUUAGGGACGCGGAUCAAACCCCAUCUGCACACAUUCACGGCUUCUCACGGAGGAGCGGGAUCCGUGGAGACCGGUGGGGACACCGAAGCCCCCGACACAGCCUCCCAGCCUCGGCAGCUUUCAUUUGGAACCCGAUGGAGCCCUGCCUGUCGCUCCUACCUCCAGAGCCGCGGCCAGCCCCGUUCAGCCCCGGCAAGAGCCCCGACCAGCCCCGUUCAGCCCCGGCGAGAGCCCCGACCAGCCCCGUUCAGCCCCGGCCAGCCCCGGCCAGCCCCGGCCAGCCCCGGCCACUCCCGGCGAGCCGCCGCGGAGCGACGCUGCUCUCCGGCUGGCUCUGGGAGGCCGUCCGGCGGACGGAGACCACAGAAAUCCCCCCACAGCGAACCGAGCCACCAGCCCUGCACCGGGGAGCGGCGGCGGUUGUUGUUCUCCUGUUCCAGCAGCGGUUGUUGUUCUCUUGUUCCAGCAGCGGUUCGGUUGUUGUUCUCUUGUUCCAGCAGCAGCCGCGUUCACAUCCAACACACGACCGGCUCCGUGUGUCGGGAGCGCGCACAACAUCCGUAAAGACAGAGAAUCUACACACGGUUUCUGACCAGGACCUUUGUUCCCGUCUUGCGGGAGCAGGGCGGCAGAGGACGCCCAGGCAGACCACGGGGGGAGAGAGAACCAACAGCACUAGGAGCUGA